This is a messenger RNA of Annulohypoxylon truncatum, 1799 nucleotides long. Its product is annotated as polysaccharide lyase family 4 protein. The record is from RefSeq and is a predicted model, not a curated record. Bases 94 to 1704 code for a protein of 536 amino acids. Gene Ontology annotation, molecular function: carbohydrate binding; carbon-oxygen lyase activity, acting on polysaccharides. Gene Ontology annotation, biological process: pectin catabolic process. The transcript has 4 exons. Lineage: Eukaryota; Fungi; Ascomycota; Sordariomycetes; Xylariales; Hypoxylaceae.
AUAUUAAUCGUCUAGAUCGUCGCCAACCGUCAAGAUGAGACGAAGGGUAGCCAAGGCUGUCAGUGCAUCAUAUUGCAUGUUCAUUCGUUAAAAAUGCCUUCCUUCAAACGUCUUGCGGCUCUUUCGGCCUGCAUUGCGCCCGCUCUGGGUAUCACCGUGACUACGUCCACCAGCUCCUACACCGUCGACACCGCGGCUUCGUAUGGCUUCAAGGUGGCCAUCAGCCGCUCGACUUGCGACAUCACGUCGUUGAACUUCUACGGCACCGAGUAUCAGUACAGCAGUACCUACAGUCACAUUGCUUCUGGUCUAGGUUCCGCAACCGUCUCUUACACCACCAGUGGCGACUACGUGAUCGUUAAGUGCGUAGCUGAUAAUGAUGACUUUGAUCUAACCCAUUACAUGGUCUUCAAAGACCAGUCGAGCGCAAUCUACAUGGGCACAUACACUGUCUCCGAGCCUUCUAUAGGAGAGCUGCGCUACAUCUUCCGUCUCACCGGUCUUACUGAAGCAUACCCCAACGGCAAUGUGUCGUACACGGCCGGCGGCACCGCCAUCGAAGCCACGGAUGUCUACGAGGUUGACGGCCAAACGCGCAGCAAGUUCUACUCUUCGGACCGCUUUAUCGACGACAGCGUAUACUGCGCAACAACCACGGACGCCUCAAUCCACGCAUGCUGGCUCCGCCCCAACAACCAAGCAACGGAGAAGAGCUCCGGCGGUCCAUUUUUCCGGGACAUCGACCUGAACUACGGCGGAUCGUACCACUCGGUGACGUACUACAUGAACUCGAACCACGCGCAGACCGAGAGCUACCGCCAGGGCUUCCACGGGCCCUACGUCUUCAGCAUGUCCCGCAGCGGCGUGCCGAAGGCGUCCGACUACGACGUCUCCUUCUUCGACAACCUGGGCCUGACAGGGUACACGGGGGCCUCGGGCCGCGGGUACGUCAAGGGCACGGCGUCGGGCACGUCCAGCUCCUUCCCCAUCGUCCUGCACUGGUACAACGCCGACUACCAGGGCUGGGCGUACGCCUCGUCGAGCGGCGCCUUCACGUCGCCCGCGCUCGUGGCGGGCACGUACACGCAGGUGCUGUACCAGGACGAGUUCGCCGCGGCGACGACGACGGUCAGCGUGACCGCGGCCGCGACGGCAACCGCGAACAUCGCCGCCACCGCCGCCGCCAUAGUCGGCAAGCGCACGACCGUGUUCCAGCUCGGCGACUACGACGGCCAGCCGACCGGGUUCCUGAACGCGGAUAAGCAGCUGCGGAUGCACCCGUCCGACACCCGGAUGUCGGCGUGGAACCCGGGCAGCGUGGCGUCGACGGCCGCGGCGUCGUUCCCGAUGGCCAUCUUCACCGACGUGAAUAACGGCCAGAAGAUCACGUUCACGCUUUCGAGCGCUAUUACUAGCGCGGCUACCCUGCGCAUCGCUACCACCCUGGCGUAUGCGGGGGGGCGGCCGCAGGCUACAGUUAAUAGCUACACGUGUGCGGCGCCGGCGGCGCCGACGGCCAUUGAUAGUCGGGGUGUUACGAGGGGCGCGUAUAGAGGCCGUGGGGACGUGUAUACGUGCACGAUACCGAGUGGGACGUUGGUUAGUGGGAGUAACACUGUUACGAUCAAUGUGAUUUCGGGAAGCAGUGGAUCCGAUUACCUGAGUCCCAAUGUCAUCCUCGAUGCCAUAGAGCUUUACUAUUAAGUUGGUUGACGAGAUGCCUGUUUCCAGGAUAGGUCAUUGCUUGGUGUAGGUUAUGACGAUUAAGAAAUAGGGGGUCUACGGGUGGAUGCCAACGC